AUGAUCGGAGACAUCCUGCUGUUUGGGACGCUGUUGAUGAACGCUGGGGCGGUGCUCAACUUUAAGCUGAAAAAGAAGGACACGCAGGGCUUUGGGGAGGAGUCGAGGGAGCCCAGCACAGGUGACAACAUCCGGGAGUUCCUGCUGAGCCUCAGAUACUUUCGAAUCUUCAUCGCCCUGUGGAAUGUCUUCAUGAUGUUCUGCAUGAUCGUGUAA
Messenger RNA from Rangifer tarandus platyrhynchus (Svalbard reindeer), 216 nucleotides. Lineage: Eukaryota; Metazoa; Chordata; Mammalia; Artiodactyla; Cervidae. The record is from the annotation of a GenBank genome assembly.